Messenger RNA from Psylliodes chrysocephalus, 1913 nucleotides. The record is from the annotation of a GenBank genome assembly. NCBI's taxonomy places the organism in Eukaryota, Metazoa, Arthropoda, Insecta, Coleoptera, Chrysomelidae.
GGGCAAACUCACAUAAAUAGGGGUCUCCACCAAGUUACCAUACCGUUAAAACAAAAUUUACAAAAAAGAAGAAGAAACAGUUAACCUCUAUUUUUUUGUCAACAAUCCAAAUAUUUUAACUGAAAUUUAUUUUUUUUUAAUAUCUAAUAAUGGAUAUCCCCAUUGAAAUCAAAUUAGAUUUCAAGUCUAUGAAGAAAGAUUUAAUACAUGGAAUAUACAACUGUUCUCAAAGAGGAUUAUAUCAUGCUGUUAAGUGGUUAUCUGAAAUAAAUUUAUCAUUAAAACAUGUAACUUUGCCUUCAGAAAGUAGACCUGAAAAAGAAAACGAUUUGGAAGAGGAAUUUGAUGAAUUUAUAUUAGCAAAAUCAUAUUUUGAUCUUAAAGAAUAUGAUAGGUGUUCCCAUUUUGUAAAAAAAUGUAUUAAGCCUAAGUGUAAAUUCCUUUACUUUUAUUCAAAAUAUUUGUCUAUUGAGAAGAAAAAAUUAGAAGAUAAUAUGAUAGACACCAACUCUUCACAUGAUUCUACUAAGAAUGAAGCUUUAAUUGAUUUGUGUACUACAUUAAAGAUUGAAAAUUUUGAGAACAAAUUGGAUGGAUACAGCCUCUAUUUAUAUGGAGUUGUUCUUAAAAAGUUAGAUUUAAUUCCAAUCGCUACAGAAAUAUUUAUAAAGGCAGUUAAUGCUGAACCCAUGUUAUGGAGUGCUUGGUUUGAAUUGGGAAAAAUAAUUCCAGACAGACACACAAUUUUUGCAACAGGUUUACCAGAUCAUUGGAUGAAAUAUUUUUUUCUUGCUCAUACCUAUUUAGAACAGCUCAAUAAUGAUGAGUCUCUCCAGAUGUAUAACACAUUUUAUUCUUUAGGUUUUGAAAACUGUACUUAUGUUUUAUCACAGAUUGCCCUGGGUCACCACAAUCGUAGAAAUUUGAAUGAAGCUAUUGACAUUUUUCAAAGAAUUCUUGAAUUGGACCCUUAUAGAUUGGACAACUUGGAUACGUAUUCUAAUCUUUUAUAUGUUCUUGAAAUGAAAAAAGACCUUGCCGACUUGGCUCACAAGGUUGUAAAUAUUGAUAAAUAUCGUGUAGAAACAUGUUGUGUUAUAGGAAAUUACUACAGUUUAAGAUCAGAUCAUGCAAAAGCUGUAUUAUAUUUUCGAAGAGCUUUAAAACUAAAUCCACAGUUUCUAUCAGCUUGGACCCUAAUGGGUCAUGAAUUUAUGGAAAUGAAAAAUACUAAUGCAGCUAUACAAAGUUAUCGGCACGCAAUUGAAAUCAAUUCAAGAGAUUAUCGAGCUUGGUAUGGUCUUGGUCAAACGUAUGAAAUUUUAAAAAUGCCUAACUAUUGCCUACGCUAUUACAAACGAGCACAGCAAUUGAAACCAAACGAUAGCCGAAUGGUAAUAGCGUUAGGGGAAGCUUAUGAGAAAUUGGAUAAGACUGAGAACGCUCUAAAAUGUUAUUACAAGGCAUGCAAUUUGGGCGAUGUAGAAGGAAUUGCUAUUUUAAAAUUAGCAAAACUUUAUGACAAACUAGCUGAGAUUGAAAAUGCGGCUGCUGCUUUUACAGAAUUUUGUUUGAGAGAAGAUGGUAGGGAACAGAAAACUGUGGAGGAGCAAGCCGAAUUUUAUAAUGCGUUACAGUAUCUUGCCAAUUACCAUCUAAAAAAGGGAGAGUUGGAUGAUGCUUAUACUUACGCCUACAAAUGUUUGGAAUGUGAAGAGACAAAGGAACCAGGCAAGGCCUUGUUAAAAACAAUUGCUUCAAAGAGAGCUGAAUCAGAAGCUGGGCCAACAAGGAUGAGUGAAUCAAAUGCAAGCAAUACUGACAUGGUGUUUUCACCCAAUCAAAUGUAGUUGUAGGAUUUACGUUUAAGAAUAUUCUCUUUUUGUCUAUAUUUAAAUAAAGAUAGCAUAAAU